This is a messenger RNA of Etheostoma cragini (Arkansas darter), 867 nucleotides long. Its product is annotated as protein RCC2 homolog. The transcript is spliced from 5 exons. NCBI's taxonomy places the organism in Eukaryota, Metazoa, Chordata, Actinopteri, Perciformes, Percidae. The coding region runs from base 181 to 867 and encodes 228 amino acids. The record is from RefSeq and is a predicted model, not a curated record.
ACCAUAUGGAUGUGUGUAUUUCCACGUCCAGCUGGGUGAGUACUUGGUUUCCUGUAUGAAUACUUAACGCAAACCACGUGGUGGUGUGAAAGCAGACUGCAGCUUCUUUUGUUCAAAUCAAUCAAACCGGAGACGGCCAGAGAGCUGCUGAAUCAGGAAAUCACCGCUUCAGAUUGAAAGAUGCCACGUACGAAGGUGACAGACGUCUCAGGGAACGGCGGGGUGAAGAAGAAGAGGGCCAGCGGCAAGAGGAAAGAGAGGGACUUCAGUAGCGACGAUGAGUUCGAUUACGAGCAGGAAAACAACAAGAAACCCGGAAAGCUCUCCGCCAAGUCCGGUCUGCAGCCCGUCACGGUGGCGGACGACGUCAAAGAGAAAAUAAAACUUGAGGGUCCGAAGGUGAAAGGUCAGCUGCUCAUCUUCGGAGCAACCAACUGGGAUUUGAUUGGAAGAAAGGAGGUGCCCAAACAACAAGCUGCUUUUCGCAACCUGGGCCAGAAUCUGUGGGGCCCCCACCGUUACGGCUGCCUGAGUGACGUCCAGGUCAGCUGCGUGGUGUCUGGUCCCUGUGCCGCCCACAGUCUCCUCAUGACCACCGAGGGCAAGCUGUGGAGCUGGGGUCGUAACGAGAAGGGCCAGCUGGGCCACGGAGACACCAAGCGCCUGGAGGCCCCCAAGUUAAUCGAGGCCCUGGCGGAGCACGUGAUAGUGGCCGCGGCCUGUGGACGCAACCACACCCUGGCACUCACAGGUAGGCGGAGUCAUCAUCAGGGGCCGCACCGACGUUAUGUUUACCAGUAUCAGAAAAGCCUCCGAUACCGCCUAAAACUCUGGUAUCAGCAGUACUGGAGUGUAUACAUCGAUUAG